Trichogramma pretiosum is the source of this 3177-nucleotide messenger RNA. It is a transcript of the gene SPoCk, whose product is annotated as calcium-transporting ATPase type 2C member 1. Gene Ontology annotation, biological process: manganese ion transport; intracellular calcium ion homeostasis; calcium ion transmembrane transport. Bases 478 to 3177 code for a protein of 899 amino acids. The record is from RefSeq and is a predicted model, not a curated record. Gene Ontology annotation, molecular function: P-type calcium transporter activity; ATP binding; ATP hydrolysis activity. Gene Ontology annotation, cellular component: plasma membrane; endoplasmic reticulum; Golgi membrane. The transcript has 16 exons. NCBI's taxonomy places the organism in Eukaryota, Metazoa, Arthropoda, Insecta, Hymenoptera, Trichogrammatidae.
CGAAGUGUGUAUGUGUAUGAGUGUGUAGGAUUAUGAACAUUCAAAUACAAUUACAUGUUGUGUACCUUUGGUUUUUUCUAACUAAACAUUGCUAAAUUUAUUUGUUGUUAACUAACGAAUUUGAGGAAGAAGUUCAUAGAAUAUUCUAUUUAAAAUAAAGACGAUAAUUUUAUAUCAAAGUGUAAAUUCGAAUUGUGAAGUUUAGGUUAAUUGGUACAAUUAAUAUGGUGAAAACGUUUUGAAUCUUUACAAUUCAGUUGAGAAUAUCUGUACUUUAGAAAUAUGAAUAAUGAUAAGGUUUUAUUUAUUCUGAGCAAUAAUAUGAAACAAAAGACUUUUUGAACCUUGCUUUAAGAAUAUAAAAUCAACAUUAAUGCAUGCAUCUUUGAAGAAAUGGAAAUCUGAGUGAAAUCAUAAAUUUGUGUUCGUAGUGAAACAACCCAGUUCUGAAGUUUCAAUUGAUUAAAAACUUGAAACAUGUGGCUCACGACUUCAGAAGCAUCGAUGAUGGGUUCAGAAGAGGUUGCUGCACGCUUGCAAGUAGAUUCUAGAAUGGGUCUUAGAUGGGAUGAAGUGAAUCACAGAAAACAAAUGUUCGGACAUAAUGAACUUGAAUUACAAAAAGAUGAUUCUACGUGGCAAAAAUAUUUAGAACAAUUCCAAAAUCCAUUGAUAUUGCUUUUGAUCGGGUCUGCUGUUGUUAGUUUAUUUAUGAAGCAAUUUGAUGAUGCAAUAAGUAUUACAGUAGCAAUUAUUAUUGUUGUGACAGUUGCAUUUGUUCAAGAGUACCGUUCUGAGAAGUCUUUAGAGGCAUUGAGUAAACUUGUACCUCCUACGUGUACUUGUCUACGGAAUGGAAGCCUCACGACAUUUUUAGCUAGAGAUUUAGUUCCUGGAGAUGUAGUUUAUUUAAAUGUUGGUGAUAAAGUACCUGCAGAUAUGAGGCUUUUCGAAGCUGUAGAACUAGCUAUCGAUGAAAGCAGUUUUACCGGAGAAACUGAGCCAUGUAAAAAAAUUACAAUGCCACUAUUGAAAUCUAAUGGACAUGACACAAAAAGAAAUAUCUCAUUUAUGGGCACCCUCGUUCGAUGUGGAACAGGCAAAGGAAUAGUUAUAAAUAUUGGUGCAAAAAGUGAGUUUGGUGAAAUAUUUGCUAUGAUGCAAUCUGAAGAAGCUCCAAAGACACCGUUGCAAAAAAGUAUGGAUACAUUAGGAAAACAGCUUUCAUUUUAUUCUUUGUGCAUUAUCGGAAUAAUUAUUGUAUCUGGUUGGAUACAAGGAAAAGCUGUAUUAGAAAUGUUUACUAUAGGAGUGAGUCUAGCUGUAGCAGCUAUACCUGAAGGAUUGCCAAUAGUUGUUACUGUGACAUUGGCCUUGGGUGUUAUGAGAAUGGCCAAAAGAAAAGCAAUCGUAAAAAAAUUACCUACGGUAGAAACAUUAGGCUGCGUGAAUGUUAUAUGUUCAGACAAAACAGGCACAAUAACGAAAAAUGAGAUGACUGUAACAGUCAUUGUGACUUCAGAUAAUUAUGUUGCCGAUGUCACCGGAUCUGGAUAUAAUGCUAAUGGAGAUAUUAAAAUUCGUAACUGUGAAAGUAUCGAUUUUGCUCAGGCAGCUAUCUACAAUAUUUUAGAGGUUGGGUGUGUUUGUAAUAAUGCUGUCAUUCAAAAUAACAAACUCCUGGGACAACCAACUGAAGGUGCUUUAUUAGCUGCUGCUAUGAAAAAUGGAAUGUAUGGUUUGGCAGAACGAUAUAUUAGACUUCAAGAAUAUCCAUUUUCCUCUGAACAAAAAAUGAUGGUUGUGAAAUGUGUUUCUAAAAAUUUUGACAAUCCUACUGAAAUUUUUUUUGUCAAAGGAGCUCUUGAAAAAGUACUGACUCAAUGCACAAAAUACUCAUUCAAUGGCAAAGAUUAUCUUCUUUCAAGAAAAAAAGAAGAAGAAUUUUUUUUGGAUGCGUAUAAUAUUGGACAACGAGGAUUAAGAGUUAUUGCAUUGGCACGAGGCUACUCGUUACAAGAUUUAGUUUAUCUAGGAGUUGUUGGGAUUUGCGAUCCUCCAAAACUUCAUAUUCAAGAAACCAUAUCAAAUCUUAUUAGCAGUGGAGUGCGUUUUAAAAUGAUAACUGGCGAUUCAAUGGAAACCUCGGCUGCCAUAGGUAGCAUGAUUGGUUUAGAUGUAAAACAGCAACAUCUCAUGUCUGGCGAAGAAAUUGAAAACUACACCCAAUACGAUUUAGAUGAAAAAAUAAAUAAUACUCAUGUUUUUUAUCGGGUAUCACCAAAACAUAAAGUUCUUAUUGUUAAAUCUUUGCAAAAAAAAGGAAAUAUUGUCGGUAUGAUAGGAGAUGGAAUUAAUGAUGGUAUUGCUCUGAAAAAGGCUGAUAUUGGAAUUGCAAUGGGCUUAAGCGGGACAGAUUUUUGUAAAGAAGUAGCUGAUAUGAUACUUAUAGAUGAUGAUUUUCAAACUAUCAUUUCUGCGAUCGAAGAAGGAAAGAGUAUUUUUUAUAAUAUUCGUAACUUCGUGAGAUUUCAAUUGAGUACAAGUAUCGCUGCCUUAUCUCUGAUAGCACUUACGACCUCUGUUGGUGUACCAAACCCCUUGAAUGCAAUGCAAAUUUUAUGGAUAAACAUAAUUAUGGAUGGACUUCCAGCUCAAAGUCUUGGAGUCGAGCCUGUUGAUAAAGAUGUGUUAAACCAAAAACCAAGAAACAUUCAAGAGCCCAUGAUCACAAAGUAUGUUAUCAUGAAUGUUCUACUUUCAGCAGUCACAAUUUUACUUGGAACUCUAUAUGUUUAUUAUCUAGAAAUGAAUUCUAAUGAAAUGACAUCAAGGAACACGACUAUGACAUUUACUUGCUUCGUUCUUUUCGAUAUGUUUAAUGCACUUAGUUGUCGCUCUCAAACAAAGUCUAUUUUUUCUGUCGGAUUUUUCACCAAUAAGACUUUUCUAGUGGCCGUAGCAUUGUCCUUACUAGGCCAAAUACUUGUGAUUUACUUUCCUCCACUACAAAAAAUUUUUCAAACGGAAGCUUUGUCCGCAAAAGAUUUGGUAUUUUUAACUGCUCUAACAUCUAGUGUAUUUAUUGUCAGUGAAAUAAAGAAAUUCAUUGAGAAUGUGUAUUUGAAGCGAAAAAAUGCAAAUCCUAGAGGACGAACACAUCUAUUUUGGGCCUAA